Molecule: messenger RNA, 1236 nt
Organism: Annulohypoxylon maeteangense
Lineage: Eukaryota; Fungi; Ascomycota; Sordariomycetes; Xylariales; Hypoxylaceae
Exons: 8
Coding region: 1-1236 (411 amino acids)
Source: RefSeq, a predicted model, not a curated record
AUGGCUUCUUCAAAGACGCCUGCCGUUAUCAGCGCCGGUGUGGUCUUGAUCACCAUUACCACGCUGGCCAUGAGUUCAAGAAUGGCGGCUCGUUGGAUGUACAAAACGAUGGGCUUUGACGAUGUUCUGAUCUCGAUUAGUUGGUUACUGUCCUUGGCGCUCUGCAUUUGCGUUAUGGUUGCCAUGCGAUAUGGGCUCGGCUAUCAUCACGACACCAUCAACCCCGAAGAUUAUAAAAUAUUCCUUAAGAUUCAAAUAGCCUGCUCGGUCACAUAUAGCUGGGGGGUUCAAGCCGCGAAGGCUUCCUUUGCGGUCUUAUACUUGAGGAUUUUCCCUGAGGGUGACUUUAGGAUUGUUAAUAAAGUCUUGCUCGUGUUCGUCUUUUUGCAAGCUAUCGAAGAAACUUGCGUCGUUGUCUUUAGGUGUCACCCCGUACAAAAAUCGUGGGAUCCCCAACUGGAGGGGUCGUGUCUUGAUCUGCAUCCUCUUUGGUACAGUACUUUCGUCUUCAACCUAAUUACCGACCUAAUCCUGUUCAUUGAACCUAUCCCUUCCACAUGGAAGCUUCAACUGCCGACUUCUAAGAAGCUUGGAUUCAUCUCUAUGUUAUCGCUGGGGUUAUUAGUGACCGUGAUUUCCGUCAUACGCAUCGUAUAUGCCACGGGCAUAAGUACAGAUGAUACAUUCGAGCUCGUCAACCCUCUUAUAUGGUCAACGGUCGAAAUCUGCGCGCUUAUUAUAUGCUCAAGCAUACCAUCAGUCAAACAAGUUGCCGUCAAGAUCCCUGUCCUCAACCAUUUGCUUGGCAUAUCAUCUCUUGGAGAGUCGUUCGGACCGUCGAGAAAGAAGAGGAAUUCGAUACCGUUGGAUAGCCGAGGUCACGGAGACUACAUAAAAUCAAAAUCGCAGAAGUCGAGGACGUUAAGCAUACAGAGAUCAAAUCCAUUCGGUAUGACGAGCCACGUGACGGCGGCAGCGGUGGAGGACACAAUCAGUGAAAGUGGUAGCCAGGACGAGAUAUUCCCGAACAAGAUUGACAAAAAUGGGGUGAUUAGGGUAACGACUGAAGUUCAGCAUAACGUUGAAUCAGGUUCGGAUAGUGCGAGGCAUUUCUCUAAUUUGACAUCACAGCAUCGCCAUGAAUUGAAAAGCAUCGUUGAGAGGCAAAGAUCGAAUCAUGCUUCGCCAACGAAAGAGAACAGUUGCGAUAAAAAGUGGUUACGCCGUUCGGGAUAG